UGUUUUGUUUUUGAAACUCGCUUUUUGUUCAAGUGUAAACAAACAUCGCGCGAUUUAUUAUUAUGCAGGCAUGGCUGUCACUUUAAGAAACGGAAUUUGCAUGCCGUUAAUUGGAUUUGGUACGUUCAGAAUCAAAGGACGGGAAACCAUUUUAAAUUGCCUUGAAGUUGCAUUGAAAGCGGGAUACAGAUUAAUAGAUUCAGCUGUAAUUUAUCACAAUGAAGAAGAUAUUGGAUCAGCAUUAGAAGAGCUUUUACCAAAAUGCAAUUUAUUAAGAACUGAUCUCUUUCUAACAUCUAAGCUUUCUCCUCGAAAUCAAGGAUACCAGCCAUGUAUUGAAUCAGUUAAAAAGUCCCUUGGAUUUCUGAAGACUGACUACUUGGACUUGUAUUUGAUUCACUGGCCUGGGACUGGAGGAAAGAAAGUAGAUAAUGUUGUUAACAUCCAAAUGAGACAAGAGAGCUGGCGAGCACUGGAGGACUGUUAUGACAAAGGACUUAUUAAGGCUAUUGGGGUAUCAAACUAUUGUUUGAAACAUCUAGAAGAGAUGAAAUCAUAUGCUCGAACAUUACCACAUGUCUUGCAGGUUGAACACCAUCCUCACUAUGUCCAAUCUGAACUUGUGGAAUAUUGUAUUCAGCACAAAAUUCAUUAUCAGGCCUACUCAUCUCUGGGGACUACAAUUGAAGGCAAAUGCAAUCCACUGUUAAAUGAUGAAGUGGUGCAAGAUGUUGCCAAAAUUUAUAAGAAAUCACCUGCUCAGAUACUCUUAAGAUGGGCAACUCAGCAAGGAAUAGGUGUUUUACCUAAAUCACUUGACCCCAUUCACAUCAAAGAAAACCUGGAACUGGACUUUGUCAUGGACGAUAAGGAUAUUAGCAGAUUGAAUGCCUUAGAUACACGAUGCAAAUACGCUUGGGACCCAAGCAUCGUUAUCUAAUAUUCUUAUACUAUUUUCUAUGAUUUGCUGUAUUUGUCAUUUGGGAAUAGAACACGGAAAUUUACGACGUUUAAACAA
Molecule: messenger RNA, 1018 nt
Organism: Daphnia pulicaria
Lineage: Eukaryota; Metazoa; Arthropoda; Branchiopoda; Diplostraca; Daphniidae
Exons: 6
Coding region: 71-940 (289 amino acids)
Molecular function (GO): oxidoreductase activity
Source: RefSeq, a predicted model, not a curated record